GUUACUGUCAGUGCAGUGACAAUGUCAGCCACUACAGAAGAUGAUACAGAUAAGAAUCCAAAGUUUCCUGAGAAGUUCCGAUGGACGGCAAAGGAAAUACCACUAUUGGUUUGGGUGCUUGGGGUCAUGACCGUACUCCAGUCCCAAAGGUCACUCCAAACACUCGAUGGACAAACUGGAGGAAGUCCUUUCGUUGAAUACCUGCUGGGCUACCUUUUGACCGCGAUACUUGUCGGAAUGCCGAUUGCCUUCCUUGAGAUGUAUGCUUCGCAAUAUUCUGCCAGAGGAAGCGUUGCCACAUGGGACGUAUGUCCACUUUUUAGAGGAGUUGGAUAUGGAAGGCUUUUAACACUACUGCUAUUCCAAGCCUACUACAACUGCUUAGUAGCGUUGUUGUUACUGUAUGGUGUUCGUGCGAUCACGGAACGUGAUAGUUGGAGAUGUGAAAAUAAUACUGCAUACUGCUUCAAUUUUGAUGGAAGAAAUGGUGCCAAUGGAAGGUUUAGAACUCCUGCGGAACGGUACUAUCUUCAAGAGAUCUCUAACGGUGCCCCACAACUCAAUAAAGACUGGCACGUGAACUGGGAAUGGAUAGGAUCGCUACUGUCAAGUGCAGCGCUUGCAUUGCUUGGUUGUUGUCUAGGCUGUCGCAUUCUUAACAGGAUGUUCGCUGUUUGCCUAGGGGUGUCAUUUAUACAGGGAUUGCUUCUCCUGUGUGCUUCUAACGUCACGAUGGGUGGACUAUCAGGUGCUGAGCGAUUGGUGAAGUCUGUCCAACGUAUCGGUUGGAAACGCCUUUUCAAGCCAUGGAUAUUACACUCGGUCACUCUUGAGGCGUUUCGGGAUUUCAACGUUGGAAUCGGCAUUGGAUUAGGUUUGUUCUCUACGAUAUCCGCAACAAGGCCUUUCAAAAGCGGACUCCAUGGCAGUUCGAUCCGACUGAAUUUGAUUCAUUUGGAGGAUAUGGUACUUCAAAGUGUGUUGACAGCCAAUCUCUAUGGCAUCUUGUGUCAUUUCGGGAAUCUCAAUAUGGAACAAGUUAUUGGUUAGUACGAUAACUGUACACGUGAAGCAAAAAUCACAAAGAAGUGAUCGUGUAAUAAUUUUUACAACCUUAAACCUAUCUAACAUAUGUCAAAAAUUCUAGUGAUUAUUAUUUGUGUUUUUAGAAAAUGGGUCUCUUUCUAAGAUACUGUAUGUCGAUCUGUUUUAAAACAAUUAGCUAAAUUUGCACUACGCCUGCCGUGGAUAAAGGCAGUGGAAUUAGCGAGAAGCGACCACCAACGCUGCACUCCCUUUCUGUGACAGAUCUUCCCAAUGAUGUAUUCACAGUGCUGCCUCAUGCAUUAGCCUUCUUGCCUGGCUCAAACUUUUUCUGGAUAUUCAUUUACUAUUCCAGCAUAUUCCUUAGAGGAUUAUGUUGUAUGGCAUUGCUUAUUCAAGCAGUUAUGCAGGAAAUGCAUGAAUGGAAGCCAAAUGUUUUGCGGUGCAGUCACUUUUUCAGCACCAUGAUUAUUACAUUAGCUGCUACGCUGGUGAGCUGCGCUGUCAUAUCCACUGGAGGCAUGCCAUUUAUUGCUUUUCUGCACGAGUGUAUCCGGCAACUAAUUUUACCGUGCCUGAUUUCCUUCGAAGUCAUUGGUCUGCUGUACUUCUACGGCAUCUUCAACAUCGCUAAGGAUGUACACUUCAUGAUGGGCCUCAAAAUAUCCAAAUAUUGUAUAAUACUGCUGACUCUGAGUUCUCUGGUCGUGGUACUACUUUCUGGCAUUAGUAUUUACAGGUUCUAUCAAGAAGGAGGUGACAAGAUCUUCAAUGGAUACCACAAGUAUCUGCUAUCAGUAGUGCUCUCUUGGAUCCCGUUAAUGGCAGCAGUACGGAUUAUCAGGAAGAAAUCUUGGAAAGACGUGUUACGACCAAACAAAGACUGGGGACCACCUACAAACUAUCUGAGGCUUAGCAGGAGCAAGUUCAAAAAUAAAGACGACUUCAAUAUCGAGGAAUAUAUUUAUGAAAAGCAUCUAAAACAGAACAAGAUGAAUAAAUAUGAUUGAUAACGCUUUGUAAUUAUGUGCACUUUUUACCGAUUUUCAGUUAAUAAACCCUAUUAAGA
Messenger RNA from Acanthoscelides obtectus, 2113 nucleotides. The record is from the annotation of a GenBank genome assembly. Lineage: Eukaryota; Metazoa; Arthropoda; Insecta; Coleoptera; Chrysomelidae.